UUGUUUCUCUCUCUGUCUCUCUCUCUCCUCUCUCUCUCUGCUCAUCCUCUCAUUUCAUCCUCUUGCUGUCCCUUUGCUCUUUCUCUCUCUUCAGCCAGCUGUCCAUCACUUGUCAAUAAUCACAGGCUUUUUUUUUUUAUUUCUCCAGAUUACUCUCUAUUUUCCUUUCUUUCUGUCUAAUUUUUUUAUUCAUUACUGGUUUCCAAUCGUCUCUCUCUUCUCUUCCCUUUCCUGGACGCCGCGGGGCGAGAUAUGUAUCGGGCGCCAUGGGUUUCAUGGAGUUCUACCUGGAGAUCGACCCGGUCACCUUGAACCUGAUCAUCCUGGUGGCCAGCUAUGUGAUCUUGCUCCUGGUCUUCCUCAUAUCCUGCAUCCUGUACGAUUGCCGCGGCAAAGACCCGACCAAAGAGUACGCACCGGACAACGCGCCGCAGCCGGCCAGCCAGUCGCCCAUUCGCCUGGUGGUCAUGCAGAACUCGCCGGCCUCGGCCCGCUACGAACCCAACAACACCACCGCGGGACACGGUGAGAACCCCACGCCAGACCUGAGCCGAGACCGGGGAGAGAGGGAACGAGAAAGAGAAAGAGAAAGAGAAAGAAGAAAAGAGAAAGAGAAAGAGAAAGAGAAAGAGAGAAGAGGAGUACUCUGGUUUGAGGAAGAACUGGAAGAGAAGGAUGUGGAGAAUCAAGUGCUGUUGUAUCGAUCUGUACUGUGUUUCUGUAAGUCCUGGACUGUUCGUAUUUUUGACUUUUUAAGAUUAUUCUUUGGGCUUUUCCGCCUUUAUUUUGACAGGACAGCUAGGUGAGAAAAGGGAGAGAUAGGGGGUCACACUUCGGAUUCAAACCCUGGACCUCUGCGUUUAGGCAUAAGCCUCAACAGUAUAUGUGCACCUGCUCUACCCACUGAGCCAACCGGCCACUAUUUUUGACUUUUUAACAUCUGGAUGGCGUUGAAAAGCUGCCGAGUGGCAGAAAAUGACGAGUACCUUUUUUCGUUAUAAGUUUACGGACAUUCAUGUUGACCCAAAAAAUGGAAGCUUCUGUAAAUUGACAGUAUAUCCUACGUACCUUUUAACGGACAUUUCUGUUAAAACAAAACAAAAUGUGGAAUGAAGAAUGAAGAUGAAAGAUGGGGAGAAUCAAGUGCUGUUGCAUCACUCUGUACUGUGUUUCUAUAGUCCUGGACACUUUGUAUUUUUGACUUUUUAAGAUUAUUUUUUGGGCUUUUCCGCUUUUAUUUUGACAGGACAGCUAGGUGAGAAAGGGGAGAGAUAGAGGGGGGAAGACAUCGGCCACUAUUUUGACUUUUAAACAUCUGUUUACAGUUGUCAGUUUACAGACAUUCAUGUUGACCCAAAAUUUAUAGUAUAUCCUACGUACCUUUAAACGGACAUUUCUGUUGAAGGCUAAGGCUGAAGUGUAUCGCUGAGUCUUUGUAUUUUUGACUUCUUAAGUUUAUUUUUUGGGCUUUUCCGCCUUUAUUUUGACAGGACAGCUAGGUGAGAAAGGGGAGAGACAGGGGGCGAAGAACUGCAGGAAAUUGUCACACUUCGGAUUCAAUCCCUGGUCCUCUGCGUCGAGGCAUAAGCUAUCAGUAUAUGUGCGCCUGCUCUACCCACUGAGCCAACCCAUCCACUAUUUUUAACUUUUUAACAUCUGGAUGGCGUUGAAAAGCUGCUGAUUGGAUCAGCAGGAGGUAAGCAGCCACACCGUAAGAAAUGUCCUGGCAGAAAAUGACCAGUACCUUUUCCGCUAUAAAUUUAUGGACAUUCAUGUUGACCCAAAAACGGAAAACUCUGUAAAUUUCCAGUAUAUCCUACGUACCUUUUAACGGACAUUUCUGGAAUGAAGAAUGAAGACUAAGGAUGGGGAGAAUUAAGUGCUGUUGUAUCGCUCUGUACUGUGUUUAUAUAGUCCGGGACUCUUAAGCCUCUCAGUAUAUGUGCGCCUACUCUACCCACUGAUCCAACCCGGCCACUAUUUUUUACUUUUUAACAUCUGGAAGGCGUUGAAAAGAUGCCGAUUGGGUCAGCAGAAGUGACUCGGCCACACCUGCUGAAAGAACAACAACUCCCAGAAGCCAUUUAAAUCCGGAGGGACUCAAUCACAUCAACAAGUCAGACUCCAACCAGUUAGCGGAUGCUUGGACACUGGAGACAUUUGGACUUUGGCUCUGUCUCAUCAGGACUUGCUUAAACUAACUGCAGCGUUGCAAGCUGGUGUCCUGUCUGCUGGACUGGGAUGGAAGUGAAUCCGAUGAUGAAUACUACAUACAGCAGUAACAUUACUUGAUCUAAGAAAUAAGGAUGUUUUGGUCAGUAACCACAUCUGGCACCAUCAUGGACAUCUGCUAGGAAAAUGACAUGAUAAAUGACAAAUAAUGUAAAAAAAAAAAAUCGACAACAUAAAACUGCACCUGAUGAAGGCAAGCCGUUCUCACUCCAAACUCGUAAAAUACUGACGUUUAGGCAGUGGCUGUCAGCGUCCGAUACGACGCAAAAAAGCACCCUUCAGCGUGUGUGUAGAACGCACCAGGGAGAGCAGUAGCUGCAUUGCUUUUGAAGAUGACAUAGUAUUAAGAGAGACUAUGGUAGCGAGCAGUAUGAAAGCCCAAAAACCGCAUAAGGAGGUUGGUUGGGGUGGAGGAUGGGUCAAACAACAACAGGACUUUCACCCGGGAGACCGGUGAUCGUGUCCUGCAUGUCACGUUUCCUAAACCCAACCGUCCCGUUGUUCUUAACCAUCCCGUCCUUCUUUUCCUAAAUCCAACAGUCGCCCCGCAUGUCACAGAAACGUAAGCCCACCCACGACCUUGUCUUUAACCUAACCGCGUCAAAAGUGACGCCAAUAGUCCCGACCAAAAGCACGUUUAGAUAUGACGCUAAAGGACACUUUUACCGUCAAUAACAACGCUAAAGGCACCUGACCAAGCGUCCGUAUUUUACGCGAUGGGAGUGAGAACAUGUUGGGAAAAGGCUAUUCAUUUCUGCCCUAAGCACUCCAUAGUUUGUAUGUUCAAAGGUAUUUCCAUGACUUCACGAAAACUGUCUUCCUGCAAAACCAAUGUUUAAAACAAAACCAGCUUUUUUGAAAUUCUUUUCAUUGCAAUAUAUGCCUGUUUAGUCCGCUGUGCUGGCUGUGGCAGGCCGGGGCAAUGGGCUAAAAUAAUGGGUUUUAACUUUAAGAAGACUUUUAUGAGAAGACCUGAACUGGCAGUUGUUUUAUUUGCCUGCUAAAGCUAGCUUUACCAAGUUAGCUGAUGGUAUCUAUCAAAACAAGCAGGUAGCUCAGAUGUAAGAUGACCAGCUCUACAUCCAAAACAUAUAGAAAUGAACAACAUACAUUUUAAGAUUAUAUUGCUUUUCUGGCUGUGGGACCAUAGAGCUGUGGGACCAUAGGGUUGUGGGACCAUUGGGCUGUGGGACCAUAGAGCUGU
Molecule: messenger RNA, 3436 nt
Organism: Perca fluviatilis (European perch)
Lineage: Eukaryota; Metazoa; Chordata; Actinopteri; Perciformes; Percidae
Gene: smim36
Product: E3 ubiquitin-protein ligase BRE1A
Exons: 2
Coding region: 267-806 (179 amino acids)
Source: RefSeq, a predicted model, not a curated record